CUUUCUCAAUCUCAGAGAGAGAGAGUAAAGAUCAAGGGGGUGUCAUUCCAUUGACAGGGCAAUUGGGAGGCAUUCCCCCCUGUACAGAGCUGAGCAGAGCAGCACACACAGCACACAGCACUGUCUGCCUGGCUUUACAAGGAACUUGCUGAAGGAAAGGCCGGCCUCCUCCUCCUCUCUCCAGACCCGCCUCUCCUCCUCCCAGCCAUAAAAUGAGCAGCGCCCACCCGAGGCUCACCCAGAGCGGAGCCGCAGCAGCCGGAGCAGUGCCCGGGGCGGACCCAGCAGACAUGCCGGCCACCGAGAAGGACCUGGCGGAAGACGCGCCGUGGAAGAAGAUCCAACAGAACACGUUCACCCGCUGGUGUAACGAGCAUCUCAAAUGUGUCAACAAGCGGAUCGCCAACCUGCAGGCGGACCUGAGCGACGGCCUCCGCCUCAUUGCCCUGCUCGAGGUGCUCAGCCAGAAGAAGAUGUACCGUAAGUACAACCAGAGACCCACCUUCCGGCAGAUGCAGCUGGAGAACGUGUCGGUGGCCCUGGAGUUCCUGGACCGGGAGAACAUCAAGCUGGUCUCCAUAGACAGUAAAGCCAUUGUUGAUGGAAACCUCAAGCUCAUCCUGGGUCUCAUCUGGACCCUCAUUCUGCACUAUUCCAUCUCCAUGCCUAUGUGGGAUGAGGAAGAGGAUGAAGAGGUCAAGAAGCAGACUCCAAAACAAAGGCUAUUGGGAUGGAUCCAGAACAAGCUUCCUCAACUGCCCGUCACCAACUUCAGCAGGGACUGGCAAAGUGGCCGAGCUCUGGGUGCCCUUGUGGACAGCUGUGCUCCUGGUCUCUGUCCAGACUGGGACUCCUGGGAUGCUAGCAAACCUGUGGACAAUGCACGUGAAGCCAUGCAACAAGCCGAUGACUGGCUGGGAAUUCCUCAGGUGAUCACCCCAGAAGAAAUUGUGGAUCCCAAUGUAGAUGAGCACUCUGUCAUGACCUACUUGUCUCAGUUCCCUAAAGCCAAGCUGAAACCUGGUGCUCCCCUCAGGCCAAAACUCAACCCCAAGAAAGCAAGAGCCUACGGGCCAGGUAUCGAGCCAACUGGUAACAUGGUAAAGAAGCGAGCUGAAUUCACAGUGGAAACAAUCAGUGCUGGAAUGGGGGAAGUUCUCGUUUAUGUGGAAGAUCCUGCCGGGCACAGGGAGGAGGCCAAAGUCACCGCCAAUAAUGAUAAAAACAGAACAUUCUCAGUCUACUAUAUCCCCAAAGUUACCGGAAUGCACAAGGUGACUGUUCUGUUUGCUGGGCAGCACAUUGCAAAGAGUCCAUUCGAAGUGAACGUUGAUAAAUCUCAUGGGGAUGCCAGCAAGGUGACAGCUCAGGGUCCUGGCCUCGAGCCCAGCGGAAACAUUGCAAAUAAAACCACCUACUUUGAGAUCUUCACUGCAGGUGCUGGAGUCGGUGAGGUGGAAGUAAUUGUUCAAGAUCCCAAUGGCAAAAAGGAUACAUCUGAAGUUCUUCUGGAGGAUAAAGGCAGCAGCACCUUCCGUUGCACCUAUAAACCCACCAUUGAAGGGGUGUAUACCAUCUAUAUAACUUUUGCUGGGGUGCCAAUUCCAAAGAGCCCUUACACCGUCACCAUUGGUCAAGCGUGCAACCCCAAUGUCUGCCUAGCAGUGGGUCGUGGCUUGCAACCAAAGGGCGUACGUGUUAAGGAAACUGCAGACUUCAAGGUCUACACAAAAGGCGCGGGAAGUGGAGAACUGAAGGUCGUUGUGAAGGGACCAAAGGGUACAGAAGAACGUGUUAAGCAAAAAGACCUGGGUGAUGGCAUUUACUACUUUGAAUAUUAUCCAACUGCCCCUGGAACCUACACGGUUACAAUCACCUGGGGUGGUCAGAAUAUCCCCAGAAGUCCAUUUGAGGUGAAGGUUGGCUCAGAGUGUGGACCACAGAAGGUGCGUGCAUGGGGACCUGGUCUUGAAGGAGGAGUAGUUGGUAAAUCUGCUGACUUUGUCGUAGAGGCUAUUGGCGAUGAUGUGGGAACUCUCGGAUUCUCAGUGGAAGGUCCAUCUCAGGCAAAGAUUGAAUGUGAUGACAAAGGUGAUGGGUCAUGUGAUGUUCGCUACUGGCCACUUGAAGCUGGAGAAUAUGCUGUACAUGUACUCUGCAACAAUGAGGACAUAAAGUUGAGCCCCUUCAUGGCUGAAAUAAAGCCAGCCCCCAAAGACUUCUUUCCAGAGAAGGUAAAGGCAUAUGGACCAGGACUGGAGAAGACUGGAUUGGCCAUUAACAAACCAGCAGAGUUUACUGUUGAUGCCAAGCUUGGUGGUAAGGCACCACUCAAGGUGUCUGUGCAGGAUUCUGAGGGAACCCCAGUAGAUGUAAUCACAAAAGAUAAUGGAAACGGAACAUACAGCUGCACUUACCAGCCAAAGAAGCCAUUGAAACACACUGCAGUAGUGUCUUGGGGAGGGGUUAACAUUCCAAACAGCCCCUUCAGGAUGACCAUUGGUGCUGGAAGUCAUCCCAACAAGGUGAAGGUGUAUGGCCCAGGUGUUGCAAAGACUGGUCUGAAGGCACAUGAACCCACCUAUUUUACAGUGGAUUGUACAGAAGCUGGACAAGGUGAUGUCAGCAUUGGUAUAAAGUGUGCCCCAGGUGUUGUGGGCCCUGCAGAAGCUGAUAUAGAUUUUGACAUCAUUCGCAAUGAUAACGACACAUUUACUGUGAAAUACACUCCACCAGGAGCCGGAAGUUACACAAUCAUGGUUCUGUUUGCUAACCAGACCACACCAAUGAGUCCAAUCCGCAUCAAGGUUGACCCAUCACAUGAUGCAAGCAAAGUAAAGGCAGAUGGUCCUGGACUGAAUAAGAGUGGUGUUGAGAUUGGAAAGCCUACCCAUUUCACUGUAAACACAAAGGCUGCUGGCAAAGCCAAACUAGAUGUACAGUUUACUGGACCUGCCAAAGGAGAUGCUGUGAAGGAUGUGGAUGUCAUUGAUAAUCAUGACAACUCCUACACUGUCAAAUACACACCUGUGCAACAGGGUAACUUGGGUGUGAAUGUGACUUAUGGAGGUGAUCAUAUUCCCAAAAGUCCAUUCCCAGUCAGCAUUGCCCCAACACUGGACCUCAGCAAGAUCAAAGUUUCUGGACUUGGAGACAAAGUAGAGGUUGGCAAGGAUCAGGAGUUCACCGUAAAAUCCAAAGGUGCGGGAGGACAGGGCAAAGUAGCUUCCAAAAUCACAGGUCCAUCUGGCAAGGCUGUUCCUUGCAAAGUGGAGCAAGGUUUGAGUCCUGAUAACAGCACGGUCAAAUUUAUCCCUCGAGAGGAAGGUCCAUAUGAAGUGGAGGUGACCUAUGAUGGUGUUCCAGUUCCUGGCAGCCCAUUUCCUGUGGAAGGAGUUCCUCCAACAAACCCCUCAAAGGUUAAGGCUUUUGGGCCUGGGCUAAAAGGAGGCAAUGUUGGUGCCCCAGCCCCAUUCACCAUUGAUACUAAAGGAGCUGGGCUUGGAGGCCUUGGUCUGACUGUGGAAGGACCAUGUGAGGCAAAGAUUGAAUGUCUUGACAAUGGUGAUGGUACAUGCUCUGUGUCUUACCUGCCAACGGAGCAUGGAGACUACAACAUCAACAUUCUGUUUGCUGACACCCACAUUCCUGGAUCACCUUUCAAGGCAAAGAUUGAGCCUUGCUUUGACCCUUCCAAGGUGACUUGCUCUGGCCCAGGUUUGGAACAUGCUCAGGUUGGGGAAGCUGGCAAAUUUAAUGUGGACUGCUCCAAUGCUGGCAGUGCCGAGCUGACAAUUGAGAUUAUAUCUGACACUGGAAUGCAGGCAGAAGUCCAUAUACAGGACAAUGGAGAUGGAACCUACACCAUUACCUACAUCCCACUAUACCCAGGAAUCUAUACCAUCACUAUAAAGUAUGGUGGACAAAUGGUUCCCAACUUCCCCAGCAAACUGCAGGUCAAGCCAGCUGUAGAUACUUCUGGAAUAAAAGUCUAUGGGCCUGGAGUGGAGGGAAAAGGUGUAUUCAGAGAAGCCACUACAGACUUUAAUGUUGAUGCACGUGCUUUGACCAAAACUGGAGGUCCCCAUCUUAAAACCAGGGUAUCUAAUCCAUCUGGCAACUUCACAGAUGCAUUUGUGCAGGAUAAUGGGGAUGGCACCUAUAAAGUGGAAUACACUCCUUAUGAGGAAGGGAUCCAUUCUGUUGAUGUAACAUAUGAUGGAAGCCCUGCACCCAAAAGCCCCUUCAGGGUUCCAAUUACUGAAGGCUGUGACCCAACUAGAGUCAGAGUUCAUGGUCCUGGGAUCCAGAGUGGAACCACAAACAAGCCAAACAAAUUCACAGUGGAAACCAGGGGUGCUGGCACUGGAGGACUUGGUCUGGCUGUCGAGGGUCCAUCAGAGGCAAAGAUGUCCUGUACAGAUAACAAGGAUGGCAGUUGUUCAGUAGAAUACAUCCCAUAUGAGCCUGGUACUUACAGCUUAAAUGUCACCUAUGGUGGACAUCAAGUUCCAGGUAGUCCCUUCAAGGUUCCAGUUAAUGAUGUAAUUGACAGCUCCAAGGUGAAGUGUUCUGGUCCAGGACUCCAACCUGGGUUGGUUAGAGCAAAUGUCCCACAGUCCUUCAGUGUAGACACAAGCAAGGCUGGUGUUGCUCCUCUACAAGUCAAAGUUCAAGGCCCAAAGGGUAUUGUAGAACCUGUAGAAAUUGUGGACAAUGGUGAUGGAGUCCAGACUGUGAGUUAUGUUCCAAGCCGCGAGGGACCCUAUAACAUUGCUGUUCUGUAUGGAGAUGAAGAGAUACCCCGCAGUCCUUUCAAGGUAAAGGUCUUACCAACUCAUGAUGCCAGCAAGGUAAAGGCAAGUGGACCAGGGUUGAAUACAACUGGGGUACCUGCCAGCCUGCCCGUGGAGUUUACAAUUGAUGCUAAGGAUGCUGGAGAAGGCCUUCUUGCUGUUCAGAUCACUGAUCCAGAAGGCAAGCCCAAGAAAGCCACUAUUCGUGACAACCAAGAUGGCACCUAUACAGUGUCCUAUGUACCGGAUAUGACUGGCCGUUACACUAUCCUCAUUAAGUAUGGAGGCGAUGAGAUUCCUUAUUCUCCUUAUCGCAUCCGUGCUGUUCCCACAGGAGACGCCAGCAAGUGCACAGUUACAGUGUCAAUCGGAGGUCACGGGCUAGGUGCUGGCGUUGGACCCACUAUUCAGAUUGGUGAAGAGACUGUUAUAACGGUUGAUGCAAAGGCAGCAGGGAAGGGUAAAGUGACAUGCAGUGUGUGCACGCCCGAUGGCACAGAGGUGGAUGUAGAUGUUGUGGAGAAUGAAGAUGGCACAUUUGACAUCUUCUAUACAGCCCCCCAACCUGGAAAAUAUGUCAUCUGUGUGCGCUUUGGAGGAGAGCAUAUUCCCAACAGCCCAUUCCAGGUUACGGCUCUGGACGGCGAACAAAUGAUGCCUCAGCAGAUGGUUCCACAGCAAUUAGCCCCAUCUUACGCAUACCCGGGCAUGCAGCAACCCUGGGCUACUGACCGUCCUGUUAUGGGAGUGAAUGGUCUUGAUGUUGCAGGACUAAGACCUUUUGAUCUGGUAAUACCUUUCACGAUAAAAAAAGGCGAAAUCACAGGAGAAGUUCGUAUGCCAUCUGGAAAAGUGGCAAAGCCUGAUAUCACAGACAACAAAGAUGGUACGGUUACUGUGAGAUAUGCCCCUACCGAAGCUGGCUUGCAUGAGAUGGACAUAAAAUAUGACAACAUGCACAUCCCAGGAAGCCCACUGCAGUUCUAUGUGGAUUAUGUCAACAGCGGGCACGUAACUGCCUAUGGUCCAGGUCUUAUUCAUGGCACUGUCCAUAAACCAGCAGUCUUCACAGUCAACACAAAGGAUGCUGGUGAAGGUGGCUUGUCACUUGCAAUUGAGGGCCCCUCCAAAGCCGAAAUCAGCUGUACAGACAACCAGGAUGGAACAUGCACCGUCUCCUAUCUCCCAGUGCUGCCUGGUGACUACAACAUUCUUGUCAAAUACAACAACAAACACAUACCCGGGAGUCCAUUUGUUGCUAAAAUCACAGGUGAUGACACCAUGAGAAUGUCCCAGCUAAAGGUUGGAUCUGCAGCAGAUAUUCCUCUGAACAUUACAGAGACUGACCUGAGCCAACUAACUGCAACAGUGACUUCUCCUUCUGGAAGGGAAGAGCCUUGCCUCCUUAAGAGACUCCGAAAUGGACACAUUGGAAUAUCUUUCAUUCCUAAAGAAACUGGCGAACACUUGGUUAACAUAAAAAAGAAUGGAGUACACAUUGCAAGCAGCCCAAUCACUGUAAUGAUCAGUCAGUCGGAGAUUGGAGACGCCAGCCGGGUAAUAGUGUCUGGCCAAGGUCUGGUUGAAGGGAGAACAUUUGAGCCGUCCGAAUUUAUCAUUGACUCCAGAGAAGCAGGCUAUGGAGGGCUGAGUCUUUCCAUUGAGGGUCCCAGCAAAGUGGAUAUUAACACAGAAGACUUGGAAGAUGGAACAUGCAAAGUGACUUACUGCCCAACAGAACCUGGAACAUACAUCAUAAACAUCAAGUUUGCAGAUCAGCACGUGCCAGGGAGUCCUUUCUCAGUAAAGGUCACAGGUGAAGGUCGCAUGAAGGAGAGUAUCACAAGGAGACGCACUGCCCCAUCUGUGGCAAAUAUCGGUAGCCAAUGUGAUCUCAGCUUGAAAAUACCUGAAAUCAGCAUUCACGACAUGACUGCACAGGUCACCAGCCCCUCUGGAAAGAUUCAUGAUGCUGAAAUCAUGGAAAGUGACAAGAACACCUACUGCAUACGGUUUGUCCCAACUGAGAUGGGUGUUCACACAGUCAGUGUUAAAUACAAGGGUCAGCAUGUACCUGGGAGUCCAUUCCAGUUUACCGUUGGACCCCUUGGUGAAGGUGGGGCUCACAAAGUGCGAGCAGGUGGUCCAGGCCUGGAGAGAGCAGAGGUUGGAACACCAGCCGAAUUUAGCAUCUGGACAAGAGAAGCUGGUGCUGGUGGCCUCUCAAUCUCAGUUGAAGGUCCAAGCAAAGCAGAAAUUGCUUUCGAAGAUCGGAAGGACGGGUCUUGUGGUGUGUCCUACAUUGUUCAAGAGCCUGGUGAUUACGAGGUGUCCGUGAAGUUUAACGAUGAGCACAUACCAGAUAGCCCUUUCGUGGUGCCUGUUGGAUCCACGUCGGACGAUGCCCGUAGAUUGACUGUUUCUAGUCUUCAGGAGUCAGGGUUAAAGGUGAACCAACCAGCCUCUUUUGCAGUAAGUCUUAAUGGUGCUAAAGGAGUCCUGGAUGCCAAAGUGCACAGUCCUUCUGGGGCAAUAGAAGAAUGCUAUGUUACAGAGAUUGACGAAGACAAAUAUGCUGUGCGCUUUAUUCCCCGUGAGAAUGGCUUGUACCUUGUUGAUGUCAAGUUCAAUGGCUCCCACAUCCCUGGUAGUCCCUUCAAAAUAAGAGUUGGGGACCCAGGACAGGCUGGGGAUCCUGGCAUGGUGUCAGCGUAUGGGUCAGGCUUGGAAGGAGGAACUACAGGCAAUGCUGCAGAGUUCAUUGUUAACACAUCGAAGGCUGGGCCUGGCGCUCUCACUGUCACAAUUGAUGGCCCUUCAAAAGUCAAAAUGGACUGCCAGGAGUGUGCAGAGGGUUACAAGGUUACCUACACACCCAUGGCUCCUGGUAGCUACAUGAUCUCCAUUAAAUUUGGUGGUCCAUAUCACAUUGUCGGAAGUCCAUUUAAAGCAAAAGUCACUGGUCCUCGUCUGGUGACAAGCCAUAACCUUAACGAAUCCUCAUCAGUGUUUGUAGACUCUGUCACAAAAUCAGAGUCUUUCACACAAGCUGCAGCUCCAAGAGUCUCAUCUGAUGCUAGCAAAGUGGUGGCCAAAGGUCUAGGUCUAAACAAAGCCUUUGUAGGACAGAAGAACUCCUUCACAGUCGACUGCAGCAAGGCUGGUAACAAUAUGCUGCUCGUUGGAGUCCAUGGGCCAAAAACUCCAUGUGAAGAGAUUGUGGUGAAACAUCUUGGAAACCGUCUAUACAAUGUUACAUAUCUUCUGAAAGACAAGGGGGAAUACAUCCUGGUUGUAAAGUGGGGAGACGAGCACAUUCCAGGCAGCCCUUACCAUGUAUCUGUUCCCUAAAUUCCUGGCCAUCCUCCUUUUUCCUAAUCCCAAACCCCUUAUCCUCAGUGUGUGCUCUGUGUCUAUGUACGGCUGCCCUGCUCAACUGUUCCCAUGUGACUGAGGGGGUUACAGGUCGGCUCGGGUUUGGGGGUCUUGCUUAGCUGGUUUCCUGGUUUAUGCAAUGGCCGUGUUAACCCCAGUGGCACUGAAGGGGCAAAGUGUGAACGGGUGCAGUAGGUUGUUGAGAGGGGAGCAGGAUGGUCCGAUACUCUGAAGAGCAGCUUUAUGAACUUGGCACUUUUUAUAAUGUAAAGACCGCUGCUAGUAUCAGAUGUGUCCAGCUCAUCCCCUGCCCUCAUAGGGCUGCUUUAAAUGCCACAUGCUCCCGUUGUGCUGUUCUGCCCUUUGCAUUUGUUUACAUUUUGUAUGUUCUUACCCUAGACUGUAGGGGAUAAGGGUCUCCAAAUUGAUAGAAACUUAUUUCUAGGUGCCAAGAGUGAAGCAAAAAAUGUUUUAAGGACGGUUUACAAAGCUAAACUCCCCACAUUCGUGUAGACUGUUCAUGUUCUUGGUUACCUGACCUCAAGUUUAAAUUUUUAUUAAACCUGCAUUUUCUAGUGCACAUGUCUUAAGAUGAAACCAUAAAAUAGUCAUCUGACUGAGACUUGUGAUUUUUCAAAAAGUCAAAGCAUGAAAAGGCUUUCCUUUUCAUUAAACCACUACUCGUUAAAACUCAAAUUGAUAAAUAAGAGAUGCACCAAAUUUUUACUUUGGUCAAUAACUUUUGGUCCACUCUAAUGUCAUGUUCUGUCUUGGUGUCUUCACGUAUUCUCCCCUUUCUUCCUGUCCCAUUAUUAAGUUGUCUGUUUUAAUGUUUGUCCUGAGAUCUGGUUUAGCUCCGAGAUGUUUCGUUGGGGUGCUUAAUGGGUUUACCUACCACAGGCCAUUCCAAGCGGAUCGCUUCCAGUUAACCAAAUCUUUGUCUUAAAAUUUUUCUAAAGUUAUGAUUUAUUUUUGUUGUGCACGACUACAGUACUUGGCUCUUAAAUGAUAACAAUAAAAUUCAGCUUUUAAUCCUC
This is a messenger RNA of Pelobates fuscus (common spadefoot toad), 9208 nucleotides long. It is a transcript of the gene FLNA, whose product is annotated as filamin A. The record is from RefSeq and is a predicted model, not a curated record. Gene Ontology annotation, biological process: actin cytoskeleton organization. NCBI's taxonomy places the organism in Eukaryota, Metazoa, Chordata, Amphibia, Anura, Pelobatidae. Gene Ontology annotation, molecular function: actin filament binding. The coding region runs from base 213 to 8147 and encodes 2644 amino acids. The transcript is spliced from 48 exons.